Messenger RNA from Syngnathus typhle (broad-nosed pipefish), 3159 nucleotides. It is a transcript of the gene skap2, whose product is annotated as src kinase associated phosphoprotein 2. The record is from RefSeq and is a predicted model, not a curated record. Bases 113 to 1069 code for a protein of 318 amino acids. Lineage: Eukaryota; Metazoa; Chordata; Actinopteri; Syngnathiformes; Syngnathidae. Gene Ontology annotation, molecular function: protein binding. The transcript has 12 exons. Gene Ontology annotation, cellular component: plasma membrane; cytoplasm.
CACGGAUCACUUCCGCCUUGUGCGCGGGAGCCGUUUAACUCGCCACUACUUCCGCAUCACGUGACCUUUGCCUCCAGCUGGACUCUUUGCUCAAAUCAACACGGCGGUAACAAUGAGAACUGUUCCCGAAGAACUAACUUCGCUCAUUUCAGACCUUGAGACUUUCCUCUGUGAUGGCCUGAAAGGGGAAAAUCUAAGCAAGAAGGUGAAAGAUAAGAAAGAGGCAUUCAUUAAACGGAUUAAAGAGGUCAAAUUAGGCUUUCCACAGGAUUUCAAGGAAAAGAGUGGAGAGGACUCAGGUGAAGAUGAGGAGGAGGCGGACAGCAGCAGCAACAACGACGCAGGCUCGCUGCAGUCCGAGCGCACCGACAGGGAGGAUGAAACCUAUGAGGGGUCGCAGCAGUCACCACCAAUGGCGGCCCAAGACCUGCAGUCGAUUCUCAUGUCGGGAUACCUGGAGAAACGCAGGAAGGAUCACAGUUUUUUCGGCCAGGAGUGGCAGAAGAGAUGGUGCGCUCUUAGCUAUCGCACCUUCUACUAUUACGGCAACGAGAAAGACAAGCAGCAGAAAGGCGAGUUCAGCAUCGAUGGCUACACUGUCAAAAUGAACACCAGCUUACGGAAAGAUUCCAAGAAGGACUUCUGUUUUGAAGUCUCGGCCCCUGACAAGCGAGUCUAUCAGUUUUGUGCGGCAUCGGUGAAGGAGGCAAAGGAAUGGGUGAAAUGCAUAGACCUCGUUUUGAAAGAUAAGUCUGGUAUCAUCCAAGAAGAAGAAGAAGAGGACGAAGAGGUGCAGGAGGAGGAACAACAAACGUAUGACGAUGUGGGACUUGCACCAGAUACAGACAUUUAUGAAGUGCUCCCAGAAACAAGCAGCGACUUCCAGAACUACUACCAAGGCAUAUGGGACUGUGUCGGGGACCACCCAGAUGAACUCUCCUUCAAGCGCGGAGACACCAUUUAUAUAUUGAGCAAGGAAUACCAAAGCUAUGGUUGGUGGGUUGGAGAGAAAAAUGGAAAUAUUGGAAUUGUGCCCAGAGACUACCUGCUGGAACUCUAUGCUUUAUAAAUACAAGCCUGUGAGUGGAUCAGACCGUCGCACACAAAAGCCGCCAGCAGUAGCUGACUCGCAAGGACCGUUAACUCAUCUCGGCUGCCCCGUCAUGCCGAUUUUUGCGGCCGGCUGCAAGUCAAAGGUCAGUUUUGGCAUGAAAAGCGAGAUAGCGUGAAAAAAUAUUGCGAAGCGAGUGGAGUAUAAUUAACAAUUUAAUUAAUCCUAGACUUCCACACCAUUUAGCUUGCUCCCACUUUGAAUGAGAUUGCGCGGCUGUAUAACAAAAGCGACACAUCAGUCUCGCCUGCCCGGCCCAUUAUCAUUUGGACUGCAAGCGUCUCAUCCCUGCGUCAUUCCUUUGCUCUCAUCUCCUAUCUAUUGGCACAUAUCGACUGUUUCCACAGAGUCUCGGUCACGGAGAUUUAAUAUCGCAAGUCAUGCUUAACUUCUAUGGCUACUAAUGGAUUGUGUAUAAUGUGGCACUUAAAAUGCAUGAGCAGCCACUGAUUUAUCUGUAAUUUGCCUCCACUGGAGCGAAUCUCCCUCAAUACUUGGGGAGCACACCGGAGAAUGUUACGGCGGAGUUUGAACACACUUCCCGCGCAUAAAAUGGAUUUUUGGCCGGGCCGGUGACGGUGAUAAGGGCGAGACGGGCGUGAAAUCGCAAACUUGAGAUUUGAGUCGCCCGCCUGAGAGACGAUACGGGUCUCUCGGAGGCAGACGGACGUCCCCCAAAGGUUCCAUCCGGCGUUGUUGUCAAACCGCGAGCAUGUUAAUUACAGUUUGCUCUCCUCACGUAUUUGCUCUAGUGAUAAAAAUGUGAUUUUUAUAUCCUGUUUGAAUAGUUGUACUGUGGUCUUAGCCAGCUGCAGUAAAAUUACACCCCGCCCCCCCCCCCUUUUUUUUCUUUUUUUUUUAAUUCCCUUUGACCUCUUGGAGGUCACGCAACAUGAAGCAAGGAGCUGUUAGCAGAUCGAUGGGUUGGGUUUAAAGGUGUCUGUGUUGUCAUGGCAGCGGGCUAGGCCACCUCGGCUCAAGGUUAACAGCCGAGGGGCCGCAGUCAUACGCCAUUAAAGGAAGUGGUCGAUGCCGCUGGACAGGUCAGACUGACACCGGCAACGUUUUAAUCGCUCAGACUUUAAGUAAAGAAACAAGCUCUUAAUGCCGCGCAGAUUUAUUGGCCAUCGCCGGGACUGUGGAGUAAUCUUUGUGUGAUUUACUUAACCUCACCUAACAUUAUAUCUUUAAUUGCUGGCAACAAAGUGCUAUAUGAUGAAAAGGAAUGGAGCCCCCUCUUGCAUUAGCAGCCCCAUCUUUUAAGAAUCUAUAGUCAUGAGUUUCCUAUCAGAAACCUUGCAAUAACACAUCCAUCCAUCCAGCCGUCCAUUUUCUAUAGCGCUUUUUCAGCUCAGGGUCACGGCGAGCCGCAGCCUAUCCCGGCUGACUUCAGGCGAUAGGCCGACUACACUUUGGACUGGUUGCCAGUCAAUCACAAGGCAGCAAUUUUCUGUGAUUGCUUUUUUUUUUUAUUUUUUUUUUACACCCUCAGGUCAUAGUUUCUGUAGUCUCUUCUUUCUAAUGUUUUACGCAGGCUGGCAGAAAAAUAAAUCUGUGAAAUUAGUAAGGUACUCUGGAGAAAAAUAAAAAAAUACAAUAUAUUAUAUUUUCUAGUUCAGAUUCAAAAAUCAUCUGUGGAGCACAUUCCAAAAGUAAUUGAUGUUUGAUUUGUAUUUGUUUUGACGUUUUACUGUGUUUUGAGUGCCCGCUAAGGCACAUAUAUUACAAAUAUUUUGUAAUUAUGUUUGGACAAUAUGAAUGUUGAAUAGGUCCAAUAGGACUGUUGCAGGCGAGUGGCUUCGGUUAACACGCGAUGAUGGUGUGAAUGUAAGACGGAAUUGUUGACUUUGCGACCAGUCCAAGGUGCAACUCACAUGAGACAUUGGGCAGAAUAGACGGGAAAGAAAAUAGAUGGUUUGAUGGAAUGUUGACGACAAAGUUUGUACUGUAUCUCCCAAAUACGCAGUAGUCAAUAUGAAACAAAACAAAUCAUGUGUUUGGAUAAAAAUGCUAAAUGCAAUAAAAUCAUUUAUUGAACAAUUUGACAA